Plasmodium gallinaceum is the source of this 312-nucleotide messenger RNA. Its product is annotated as fam-g protein. The transcript is spliced from 2 exons. The record is from RefSeq and is a predicted model, not a curated record. The coding region runs from base 1 to 312 and encodes 103 amino acids. NCBI's taxonomy places the organism in Eukaryota, Apicomplexa, Aconoidasida, Haemosporida, Plasmodiidae.
AUGAAAACCUUUACUUUAUGUUUAAAAAUUUUUACAUUUCUUCUUUUAAUUUGGAUAUUCCCUUUUUUUUACAAGUAUGAUUCCAGUAAAUCUUUGAUUCAUAACGAUAACUUACAAACAAAAAUUGGGUUAAAACACGAAAGAAUGUUAGCAGGGGGAGAUAUAUCAGAAAAAAAAUCAUCUUAUAUUGAAGAAGAUAUAGAAAAUUAUACAUCUGGUGAUAUGGAUACUAGACUUGAUGAGCUGGUUUAUUUAAUGGACAUGUAUAUUAAAUGGUAUAACACUAAUAUUAGAAUAAAAGAUGUAGAUUAA